This is a messenger RNA of Punica granatum (pomegranate), 1204 nucleotides long. Lineage: Eukaryota; Viridiplantae; Streptophyta; Magnoliopsida; Myrtales; Lythraceae. The record is from RefSeq and is a predicted model, not a curated record.
GUCAAUUUUUAGAAUCCAUUUUCUCUCAGCUCCAACCUCUCUUUUCUUCUUCCUCCUCUUCCUCUGCAAUACAAUACUCCCUGUCUAAGUGCAGAACCAUGGCAGGCGAUGCUACGGCCGGUAGAUCAGCUACUCCUCCCUGCUGCUUUCUGUUAAUUCUACUGUGUUGCUGUCUCCGCCUGGCCCCGAACAAUGCGGAGGAGCUUCAAAGGUUCAACCACCCGACAAAGCCCGACGGAUCCCUCAGCUUCCUUGUCGUCGGCGACUGGGGCCGCCGAGGCUUGUUUAACCAAUCCCAAGUCGCUUCUCAGAUGGGAAGGAUAGGGGAGCAGCUCGACAUAGAUUUCGUAAUUUCUACAGGAGAUAAUUUCUACGACAAUGGUCUUACUGGGGAGGAUGAUCCAGAAUUUGAGGAGUCCUUCACAAAAGUCUACACUGCACAGAGCUUGCAGAAGCAGUGGUACAGCGUACUAGGAAACCAUGAUUACAGAGGCGACGCAGAGGCACAGUUGAGCCCCGUGCUUAGGCAAACUGAUUGGCGAUGGCUUUGCUUGAGAUCUUUCAUCGUCAAUGCAGAGUUGGCUGAAAUUUUCUUCGUGGAUACUACCCCAUUUGUGAGAUCCUACUUCACCGACUCGAAGGGCCACACAUACGACUGGCGGGCCAUUAAAUCUCGCAAGGCUUACAUCAGAGAAGCAAUCGAAGAUUUGGAGUCGGCGCUGACGGAGUCAAUUGCCUCGUGGAAGAUCGUGGUUGGUCACCAUUCAAUCAGAAGUAUCGGGCAUCAUGGCGACACAGAGGAACUUGUGAAAUUGCUCCUUCCAGUACUGCAGGCGAACAGUGUCGACUUUUACAUGAAUGGGCACGACCACUGCCUCGAGCAUAUUAGCGAUAAGGAUAGCUCGAUUCAGUUCCUAACAAGCGGAGCAGGCUCGAAAGCGUGGAGGGGAGACAUCAAGGAUGUAAACAGAAAAGACCUGCGAUUCUUCUAUGAUGGGCAGGGAUUUAUGUCGGUCCAGUUGUCACAGGCCGAUGCCGAGAUUGUCUUCUACAAUGUAUUUGGGGAAGCUUUGCGUACACUGAACGCUUCAAAGGGACUUCAUCAAUCCAUAUGAAAGGUAGGAAACAAGAUGCAUUGUAGUUUAUAUUGUAACAUUGGCAGGGGAAUUCGAUGAUAUUAUAUGGCAUCAAAAUUAUCGAUCGA